AUGCCUAACAGCGGAGAAAACGCAAGUGAUGAAACGAGUGCGCGUAACGAAGUGCCGUUUGCAGCUCACGCUAUCGCUAUCAAAAUACCGCCUUUCUGGCCCGAAAAAAUAUCCUUGUGGUUCAGGCAGCUCGAAGCACAAUUUUCAAUCGCGAAUAUAACUAAAGACUCAACGAAAUUCGGGUAUGUGCUCGCGAAUCUCGAGCCCAGAUACGUCGAAGAGGUCGAGGACGUAAUCGAAGAUCCUCCUGAAAGCGGCAAAUAUGAAGCCUUAAAAAUCGCUCUGACAAAAAGACUUUCCGAUUCUAGUAGCAUACGCGUCAGAAAAUUUCUUGAAGGCGAAGAAAUUGGAGACCGUAUACCAUCUCAGUUUCUGCGCCAUCUAAAGAAUCUCGCAGGUACAUCGGUAAAAGAAGAUUUUUUACAAAAUUUGUGGUUAACGCGUUUAUUAGUCUCCACGCAACACGUCAUGGCCGGCAUGAGGGAUAAACCUUUGACAGAAAUGGCUGAGAUAACUGACCGUGUUCACGAGAUUCGACCUGAAAAAGGAAGAGUUGAUACAAUUGAUCACAGCGGAGAUAAGCGCUAUCAACAAGCCACGAAAUCGUCGCGAACGUUCCCAGUCCCGUGGGAGAGGAUACUCGCGAUCUCGAAAUCAGUCGCGCAACCGCGAAAAAAUGGCAGACUCUGA
Belonocnema kinseyi is the source of this 690-nucleotide messenger RNA. RefSeq lists its product as uncharacterized. The record is from RefSeq and is a predicted model, not a curated record. The transcript has 2 exons. The coding region runs from base 1 to 690 and encodes 229 amino acids. NCBI's taxonomy places the organism in Eukaryota, Metazoa, Arthropoda, Insecta, Hymenoptera, Cynipidae.